This is a messenger RNA of Mytilus trossulus (common blue mussel), 4536 nucleotides long. Its product is annotated as kinesin-related protein 13-like. The record is from RefSeq and is a predicted model, not a curated record. The transcript has 15 exons. Bases 252 to 2855 code for a protein of 867 amino acids. NCBI's taxonomy places the organism in Eukaryota, Metazoa, Mollusca, Bivalvia, Mytilida, Mytilidae.
AAACCAAUAUUGAAUAACGUACAAAGACUACUGUAGGCGUUAUUCUUGUACGUCAACGUACAAAAAUAAUUAUAGAUUUAAUUUAUGUUAGUCCUUUUUCUAAAAUUUUAUGAUAUUCUGUAUAUAAAAGAACUUUUAAGGUUACCAUACGAGGUGCACCAAAGACUACUGUAGCCGUUAUCCUUGUCACAUAAUUAUUUAUGAUAUGAUUAUGAGGCAGAUGUUAUCUGUCCUAAAUUUUUGUGAGACUUAUGAGUGACCAACAAGAAACACUAUGGACUGCUUUAAUGGAUGAAUCAGAGAUUUUUCCUGUGCCAACAUCAGAUGAUAUUCCAACGCAUAGUACUCCAGUUAAGGUUUUUACUAACAUGAACAACAUGAUGGAUGUCACAUGUAUAGCAAGAUCAGCUUACCCUUUGGGAUCUGUAGCACCUGAGAUCACUCCAGUUUUUGUUCAUUCUAUUCCACCAUUUACGACAAAGAGUAGAUCUCAUUCCAAAAAAGUAUUAAGUGUUCCUCCACAAGGUUUAUCUCAUCCAUCAACCUCAGCACCUUCAACUCUUUCACUCAAACACUAUAAUGAGGCACAUUCUCUUAAAGAUUAUGAAUAUAAAUAUGGAUCAUGGGACAUAGAUAAAACACCAAAGACCAAUGAUGUACCUAAAGAGGACAAUAAAUAUGUACAAAUAUUCCAGGAUGUUUCUAAAGAGGAAAAGAAAUAUGUACAAAUAUUAAAGGAUGAUAAUCUUAUCUCAUUACCUAAUCAAUUAGAAAAUAUGAGACAUGAAAAUCAGCAUUCAGAAAACUCUAAACAUCUUGGUUUACAUAAACAUGAUAAAUCAGGUUCAAACACGGGAACCAGAAAUCAUUCUAAUCACAACCAUAGCCGAUCACUUAAUCCAAUCAGUUCACUAUCAACUAACAACCAAUCCUCUAAGGUACCUGAGGGUGUAGAUGAUUCUUUUCAUGGUCUGUUUAAUAAACAUUCUCAACAUUCUGCAAACCAUGUGAAGGAGUUGUUUAAUUCUGAACCAAAAGACAAAAAAGAGGACAAUUCUAAGAGAGAACACACUAUUCAUACUGGGUCAUUCAGAGUUCAGACUGACAGUGUAAAGGAAGUUGUUGAUAACAAUGACAAUGCUCCUGGAAGUCCAAGGGGUUACUUUCGACAUGGUAAUGGAAAGCUGACCGAACAGUUCUCUCUGAAGGGAAACAGUUCAAGUAUGGAUACAUCAACUAUAAAUAAGCAAAGACGUGAGAUUCAGAUGCUGGUUGGUGAGUUGAGAGAUCGUGAUCGUGAGCUUAAUGAGAUGACACAAGCACAUCAGCAUCAGUUACAGGCAUGGGAACAGGACAGACAUAGGCUAUUAGCACUUGAAGAAAAAUGUCAUCAAUAUCAAGAGGAGGUAAAGCACAGAACUAAACAGUUAAGACAAGCCAUUGCACAGCUAAGGUCAAUGAGAAAUGAAACUACAUCACAAAACUCAACAUUGGAGACAACACAAGAUCAACUGAAUAGAAUUACAGAGGAAAAUUCUAGACAGGUCACAUAUUUGCAGGAUUUAAAGGAUGAAAAUACAAGAUUAAGAAGUGUAUUAAAAGACAUUUCCAGUAUAAAGGGACAGUUUCAAGCCAGAGAACAGGAGCUUAUCACUAAAAUUAAACUGAAGGAUAAGGACUUAGAACUGGCUACAGCUCAAAUAAAGGAGUUAAGUGACAGAUUACGCCAAUUAGACAUCAGAUCCAGGGAGUGUCAGGAGAGAGAGCUGGACUCAGUUAAUCAGACAAAUCACUGGAAGGAUCAGUAUAUAAAGAUGAAAAAUAAUCUGAAGGAAUCUAGUGAUGUUUUAAAGAAAAAAGAUGAGGAGUUACAAAAUCAGAUGACAAUAACUGACCAAACUAAACAAGUGCUAGGAAAGUUACAGGAGGAGUAUAACAGUAGAGAGAAAUGUAAAGACCAGUUGAUUGAAUCUCUAAAAUCAAAACAGACAAGAACAGAUUCACAGUUAAAGCAACUAAGAGAGUUGUUUGAGAGACAGCAGAGGGAAUUGACUCUGUUACAGUUGAAUUUGGAAAGUUCAAAAGAAGUUAUACAUAAGCAGCAAAGUAGUUUAGAUGAAAUGAGUGCUUCUAGAAGUUGUUUCUCUUGUAGUAAAUCAUUCAGUCGAAUAACUGCAGAUUUAUCUCCACAACAAACUUUUGCAGAAUCCAUAAAGCAAAAACGAUCACUUUCUCCCUCAAUACACUACUCAGAAAAAUAUAAAACUCCACAGUCUGAACAAAAGCCCAUGUUAUCAGACAUUGAAUUAUAUGGACCAUCAAAAGAAAGUAUAAAUGACCAAGAUGAUCUGAUGAUAUAUGAUGAAAGGGAGACAAUUCAAGAGGGUGAAAAUAGGGAAAAUAAUAUUAAAGCAAGAUUUGAUCAACAUUUGCGUAAUUUAAGUGGUGAAGGACCAAUAGAUGAUCAGUAUGUUCAGGAUAAACAGGAUUCUGGACAUUUUUAUGGUGCUAAGGAGAGUAGAAUAAGUAGUUUAACUAGGGACAGUGGUAUAAGUGGAACACACCAAGUUGACUUUACUGUUCAACAAAUGUCCUCAUCCAGGAGACAAAGAGUUUCUUUUGAAGAAAAGUUGUCCAAUUAUCUAGACGAUGAAGAUGAUGAAGACAAUAAUUUGAAUAAUAGCUUUAAUUUAGGAAGUCCAUAUAAAGAGGUGGAGGCCUCACCAUCCAGUAAGUUACAGAAGCUUUUAUUAGAAUCCCGACAGAUGAUAGCAGGUCUAGAGAAAACAGCAAAAGUUAGCAUUAGAGAGGAAGAAGAUAAGAAAAAUAGUGAAGAAAAAGAUGAGAUAAAAUAAGGAAAUUUUCAUAAUCCUGAACAUGAUUUGCAAAAAAAAUGCAGAGCACACCAGUUUACACAUUGCCAUUAGAACUUUCAAUAUCAAAAUACUAUGCAAGUUAUUCAAGCAUUAUUUGUUCUUGCUAAAGAAAAAUGAAGAAUUUAAUGCAGGGCAUCUUGAUUAUUGAUUACAAAUUUAUGUUUUUUUGGAGUUUAUUGGGAGUAUUUGUGUAUGUCAAAAUGAAGUCCCUUUGAAUUUACCUAUGUGACAUACAGUUGUACAUGUAUAACUGUGUGUCAUUUGUUUUUGGUGUGUUUUUUACUGAUCUAGCUAUGAUUAUAUAAUUUCUCUAAUUCUUACAAAAUUGAUCAUUUUGCUGACCUUUUGAUUAUUUAAAAACUCAUUCAGGGAAGCCAUAGAUAUAUUGGAAAUUUAAACAUGGCCUUGGCCGUGAUAUUGGAAUUUUAUCCUGAGCGUUAGCCAUGUGUAAAUUGUCAACACAUCUAUUGCUUCCAUGAAUUUUUUUGAUUCUAAUAGGACACAUAUCUUAUUUUAAAAACUGAAGGGUAGGUUUUUCAUGUGUGCGGCUGUUUUUAGGGGGAUAUUCAAUUUUUCAGACAAAAACUCAAAAAUAAUUUCACCAAUUUGCAAGAAACUUUGGUGAAUUGUUAAUUUCUAUCAGAGCUCCCUUUUGAUUUUUAUAAAUUUAAGACUAUACGUUUCCCCUUGAUGGGGUUACAUUUUUGUAUAUUCAUUACAAAAAGAGUGAUUUUCCAGUUUUAUGACAAUUACUCAAUAAAAAAUCCUGAUUCAGCAUUUUUUUAUGAAACUUAUUUAAAUUGUUUAUAUCUAUUUUAUGUAAGCACCUUUUUUGAUUUUUAUAAAAUUUUCAAUUUUACCUUUUUUCGAAUUAUAAGGUUUUAUUUGUUUAUAGUCUGACAACUGAUUUCACAAUCCAAAUUCAGACAGUUUCAAGCUUGAAUAGUGUGUCCAAAUUUACCCCCAACUGUUCAGGGUUCAACCUGUGUGGUUGAAUCAGGCUGCGCUUAGGAAAGUAUUUGUUUAUAAAUUUUAGAUUUUACUUUUCAGAGUUUACAUAAGUCAAAUUUAUAAAUUUUGGACACAUCAGUUUUAAGUGUCUUAAGACUCAGUAGAAAGUGUCCAUGCCAAUCUGUUAUGCUUGACUUCAUUUUCUUUUUUCUCUGAUCAAACUCUCCCCAAAUAUCCUUCUGUCAUUAUCAAUCAAACACAAGCUGUUUUGAUGGAGUUACUUGACGUUGAUCUCUAUUUAUCUUAAAUGAUCAACCUAAGCUUUAUGUUCAGUUGCAAUCUGUAAAAUGUAUGUUUGUUUUGUUUUUAGUAUCAUUGUGAGAUAUAUAUAAACAUGUCUUUAUAGCAAAUUCAGCUGAUAACAUCACUGUUUUAUAGAAUGUAUAUGUCAUUGGUCUAAUUACUUUGAGUGUUCAGUCAGUACAUUUUGUUUAAAAAAUUAUUGUUAGGUUAUUUUUUCAGCCUGUAAGGACCGAGAUACAUCAUCAUGAUAGCCCUUGUUUCAAUGGAUAUAACCAGAAUAUUUUUACUUUCAUAGAUUAUUGGAAGUGAUUAGAUUGAAUAGGGCAAUACUUUACGUCCAAUUGUUAGUUUAUUGUUAUAUUUUUAUUUAUUUACUUAUAAAAAAUAAAAUCAUUUUAAAGCAGAA